UCGACGUAUACCACAUAUUACUGAUAUAGCACCGUUUGCACUCUUCAAUGGCAUAACCAGUUUCUCUCUCCGAAAGUUUGGUCCAUGAGUACCCCUAUUUUUGUUUUCGCUUUGAUCCUAGGAAGGAGCACUUUCUCACUCUAGUCAUUGUCAAACACUCAUUCAUUCACUCACUAACCUUUCAAUAAAUUCCAAACCGUUUCCUCGGCGCGUAAUUGCGCAAUUCCAUUAUCUCCGAGAUCGAAAUUCCCUUCGCGCUUUGCAUUAUUUUUUUAUCAUUUCAUCGACGUAAAAAUGGCUUCUCCGUUGUCCCACGACGUAGUGGAUAGGUACAGGACCAGUGACCAAAUAUAGGGGAGUGACGGUGGGAGGGAGGUUGGUGGGGUUAGGGAGCGAGUUUGGAUUGGUUUAGUUGGGGUGGUUCUGAAUUUAUAUAAGAUGGCUGGUUCUGUAGAAAAGGAACAGCAACAAAACCAAGUUGUUGGAAUUAUCGAAGAAGAGAAAUUGCAGAAGCAGGAGAGUAAGAGCAGCAUUAAAAUCACACGUACGCAAGUGGAGAGCGGCGAAGGGGAAAGAGAGAUGACUCCUACGGCUGCCAAUUCCAUGCACAGGUCGGGUUCGAGGCCUCAACUUGAUGUGAGCAAAGCUGAGAUUCAAGGGAAUGAGGAGGAGAAGUAUCCCACCAUUUUGUUGCCUAAUCAAUCUGAUGAUUUGUCUCACCUAGCACUUGACAUUGGAGGAUCUCUGAUAAAGUUGGUGUACUUUUCAAGACAUGAAAACCAAUCAGUGGAUGAUAAAAGAAAAAGUGUAAAAGAGCGACUGGGGUUUUCUAAUGGUAACAGGAGAAGCUACCCUAUCCUUGGUGGAAGGCUACACUUUGUGAAGUUUGAAACGAGAAAGAUUAAUGAGUGCUUGGAUUUCAUUCAUUCAAAGCAGCUUCACUGUGGUGGGUUGGAGUCACGUUACUCUGAUGGUGUGACUGACCAGAAUGGCAUAAUUAAGGCUACUGGUGGUGGAGCAUACAAGUAUGCUGAUCUUUUCAAAGAAAGACUUGGGGUUAGUCUUGACAAAGAAGAUGAAAUGGACUGCCUUGUGGCUGGAGCUAACUUCUUGCUUAAGGCAAUUCGUCAUGAAGCUUUCACACACAUGGAGGGCCAAAAAGAGUUUGUUCAAAUUGAACCCAAUGAUUUAUUCCCUUAUCUUCUGGUUAAUAUUGGAUCUGGUGUUAGUAUGAUCAAGGUUGAUGGAGAUGGGACAUUUGAGAGGAUUAGUGGGACAAAUGUUGGGGGUGGUACUUAUUGGGGCUUGGGAAGACUGUUAACAAAGUGCAAGAGUUUUGAUGAGUUGCUUGAGCUGAGUCAGAAAGGAGAUAAUAGAAGUAUGGACAUGCUAGUUGGAGAUAUAUACGGAGGUUUGGACUAUUCUAAGAUUGGCCUAUCAGCUUCCACUAUUGCCUCAAGUUUUGGCAAAACAAUAUCAGAAAAAAAGGAGCUUGAAGAAUACAGACCUGAAGAUAUAUCACUUUCUCUUCUAAGGAUGAUUUCGUACAAUAUUGGCCAGAUAGCUUACUUGAAUGCAUUGCGAUUUCGGUUGAAGAGAAUCUUUUUUGGUGGAUUUUUUAUAAGGGGUCAUGCCUAUACCAUGGACACUAUUUCUUUUGCUGUACAUUUCUGGUCAAAUGGAGAAGCACAAGCAAUGUUCUUGCGACAUGAAGGAUUUCUUGGAGCUUUAGGUGCAUUUAUGAGUUAUGAGAAGCAUGGUUUAGAUGACCUCAUGGUUCAUCAGUUGGUGGAAAGGUUUCCAAUGGGUGCUCCGUAUACAGGAGGCAAGAUUCAUGGCCCACCACUUGGAAAUUUGAAUGAGAAGAUUUCGUGGAUGGAGAAGUUUUUGCGGAAGGGAACUGAGAUUACUGCACCUGUGCCAAUGAGUCCACUUGGUGGAACUACUGGACUUGGGGGUUUUGAGGUUCCUUUGUCAAAAGGAAGUACUCUGCGAUCUGAUGCAAGUGCUCUAAGCGUCGGUGUUCUCCAUCUAGUACCAACAUUGGAGGUGUUUCCAUUACUAGCAGACCCAAAAUUGUACGAGCCAAAUACAAUUGACCUAUCAGAUAACAAUGAACUAGAAUAUUGGCUCACCAUUUUAUCAGAGCAUUUGUCAGAUCUUGUGGACAAGGCAGUAGCAAGUGAAGGUGGAACUGAUGAUGCCAAGAGAAGGGGUGAUGCUUUUGCUCGUGCAUUUUCAGCCCACUUGGCAAGGUUGAUGGAGGAGCCUUCAGCAUAUGGGAAGCUAGGCCUCGCCAACCUCUUGGAAAUGAGGGAAGAAUGCUUGAGGGAGUUCCAUUUUGUUGAUGCCUACAGAAGUAUAAAGCAGAGGGAAAAUGAGGCAUCACUUGCUGUUUUACCUGACUUGCUGGUGGAACUUGAUAGUAUGGAUGAGGAAUCAAGACUGCUUACACUAAUUGAAGGUGUUCUGGCGGCAAACAUUUUUGACUGGGGAUCUCGUGCAUGUGUGGAUCUCUAUCAUAAAGGAACUAUUAUUGAAAUUUACAGAAUGAGUCGCAACAAAAUGCGUAGACCGUGGCGGGUGGAUGAUUUUGAUGACUUUAAAGAGAGAAUGUUAGGGGCCAAAAACAACAAAAAUACUCGGCACAAGAGAGCUUUACUUUUUGUAGACAACUCAGGUGCUGACAUUGUUCUAGGGAUGCUUCCUCUAGCUAGGGAGCUCCUCCGCCGAGGAACUGAAGUAGUGUUGGUUGCAAACUCUCUUCCUGCUUUAAAUGAUGUAACUGCAAUGGAGCUUCCUGACAUCAUAGCUGAGGCUGCCAAGCAUUGUGACAUUCUAAGGCAUGCUGCUGAAGUUGGAGGCUUGCUUGUGGAUGCAAUGAUUAAUACUUCAAACAGCUCUAAAGAAAAUUCAUCUUCUGUCCCUCUGAUGGUUGUCGAGAACGGGUGUGGUAGUCCAUGUAUAGACUUAAGACAGGUCAGCUCUGAGCUUGCUGCUGCCGCAAAAGAUGCUGAUCUGUUAAUUUUGGAAGGGAUGGGUAGAGCUCUUCAUACUAACCUCGAUGCUCGGUUUAAGUGUGAUGCUUUAAAGCUUGCGAUGGUGAAAAAUCAGAGGUUGGCUGAAAAAUUGGUUAAAGGGAACAUAUACGACUGUAUUUGCAAAUACGAACCUGUUAGUUGAAAGCUUCUGUGGACGGGUUGAUUCUAUAAUUCAAUCAGUACUAAGACCCUGAAAGAAUCAUCUGGGUGUAUAAAUUUCACCUUAUGCUUUUUGUUUCUGUGCAUAGUGCAAAUCCAUAUUUUUGCAAUUACAAAUUGUGUACCGGAAUCUUAGACAAAACUUUGGGGAAUAAUAUUGUCCAAUAUAAUUAGUUAAGACUCUGUUUUAAUGUUAAUUUCGUAAGUUAGUACAA
This is a messenger RNA of Vigna unguiculata (cowpea), 3415 nucleotides long. RefSeq names its product pantothenate kinase 2-like. Lineage: Eukaryota; Viridiplantae; Streptophyta; Magnoliopsida; Fabales; Fabaceae. Gene Ontology annotation, cellular component: nucleus; cytosol. The record is from RefSeq and is a predicted model, not a curated record. Gene Ontology annotation, molecular function: ATP binding; pantothenate kinase activity. Gene Ontology annotation, biological process: coenzyme A biosynthetic process.